Messenger RNA from Hyla sarda, 638 nucleotides. RefSeq names its product putative nuclease HARBI1. Bases 88 to 603 code for a protein of 171 amino acids. The transcript is spliced from 2 exons. NCBI's taxonomy places the organism in Eukaryota, Metazoa, Chordata, Amphibia, Anura, Hylidae. The record is from RefSeq and is a predicted model, not a curated record.
CUCCCUGCUUCAAACUGUCUUUAACUGACCUCCUUACUUGCAUCCUGGACCAUGGGAUAACGAGCAUCUCACUAAAACAAGAUUACAAUGGAGGCACACUUACCCAUAAUGAUGAUGUGGCAGAAUGAGGAAACACAACCUCAGUCCUUAAUCACAAAACGUCGUCAGCCAAGAGUGUUCAGAGAGCGUGUGGCACUCAGUUCUUUUUCUGAAAUGGAGAUAAGACAGCAGUUUAGAUUAAGUCGACAAGCAAUUGAAGAACUCUACAGCAAAAUCCAACCUAGUUUGGAAAGAAAGACAAAACGUAGUCAAGCCAUUCCUGGAAUGACAAAGUUAAUAGCUGUGCUGCAUUAUCUCGCAUCGGGCUCCUUCCAAUGUUGUGUAGCUUCCAAAUUUGGAAUAAGUCAGUCAGCUUUCUCAAGGAUUGUUCACGAAGUGGUUGAAGCCCUUUACAAUGUUGUAAAUGAUUAUAUUAAAUUUCCGCUAACCAGUUUGGAACAGAGGCAAAUGAUGGCUAAAUUUUAUGCAAAGGCUGGAUUCCCAAACAUUCUUGGCCUUAUCGAUUGCACACAUGUGGCAUUGAUUCCUCCAGGCCCAAUUUGAGGCAAUUUACCGCAAUCGUAAACUUUUCCACUCCC